AUCAGGAGCUGAAAAGGAAAGGAGAGCAAACGGCUAUUUCAAAGAACCACAGGACUUCAUAAUAAAAUGUAAAACACUGAGUAGGGUUCAAAUGACUGCUUAAAGGGUGUCAAGGUAAUGCUGCAGGGAAAAACAGCGAUGGAGGCUGUGGCAUAACCAAAAUUACUGUAGCAAUGUGCCGUGUACUUAAAAUCUCCUUACAUUUGGUCGGCUCGAAGAGGGGACCGGGUCUGCAACCACUUGUGUGACUUUGUGAGGAGAGCUUCGGCACAUAUCCUGCGGGGAUCCACUGCUUUUUAUUAGAGGAAGGACAUAAUCGAGGACACCUGUUCAGACGGCGCAAAAUGAGGCAGCGCAGACGUGGGCAGAGUGUGGGGGUAUAGGAAGAGGAGAGAGCGGGAGGGUAGGUAGUAGUGUGUGUGAGGCUGUCAGACAGCAUGGUCUGGGUCUGAGGACAGCACUGGAAGACAAAACAGCCGCCUACUGAACUCCAUGUAGACCAGAGUGGUGCCAUCCACAGAUCACCUGGACCUGUUCACUCAUCAGCACCCACCCAAGACAACACCUGCCUGUUUUAGAAGUAAGCGGAGUAGGACCAGGGAGGUGGGUCUGUUUAUAUUCUUUUUCUUUUAUUAUUUUCUCAGUUUUUUGGUUUUUGGAGUUGGCUCCUGGCUGGACCGCAUGCAUGACACAACGCAAAGGCGAGAAACCCACCAUCAGCAUCCAGGAGCACAUGGCCAUUGACGUGUGCCCUGGCCCCAUCCAGCCCAUCAAGCAGAUCUCUGACUACUUUCCCCGGUACCCACGGGGCCUUCCCCCUGCUCUGCCCCACGUUGGGCCCCUCCGCUCUGCCCUCUCCACCUCCUCAGCUUCUGCCUCCACGACUGCUGCUGCUGAGAGUGACCGCCCCAAUGAGGAUAACCCAGACCGGGCUCUUGCCGGAGCCUCCGCCUCCUUACAGGCCACCAAAAAGGACGAGGAGCCUGAUGUGGAGGGAUACGACUCAGAUGACUCCAGGGAGAACUCAAUGAGUUGUACAAUACAGCUCUGCUAGACAGACCACAAUGUCAGGCCUUAGAGGGGAGUGCUGGACAGAGUACGCUUGCUGAGCUCACCUGGACUAAUACC
Molecule: messenger RNA, 1128 nt
Organism: Oreochromis aureus
Lineage: Eukaryota; Metazoa; Chordata; Actinopteri; Cichliformes; Cichlidae
Product: double C2-like domain-containing protein beta
Exons: 4
Coding region: 686-1054 (122 amino acids)
Source: RefSeq, a predicted model, not a curated record